Molecule: messenger RNA, 3565 nt
Organism: Dunckerocampus dactyliophorus (ringed pipefish)
Lineage: Eukaryota; Metazoa; Chordata; Actinopteri; Syngnathiformes; Syngnathidae
Product: thrombospondin-type laminin G domain and EAR repeat-containing protein-like
Exons: 14
Coding region: 459-2555 (698 amino acids)
Biological process (GO): signal transduction
Source: RefSeq, a predicted model, not a curated record
AAGGAGGCGGUUUAUGGCUUUUUGGCUCCGCCCCGCUCUUUCAAGCGAGUGCAGGUGGAGCGAGCGUCUCACCUGCAGCUCAACUCCCUCUCUGCACUGGAUCGAGCGUCACGUGGACAUGAAGCUGCCAAGGGUGAAGACUGAAGUAGCACCACUCGGCAUCUGUCAGGACUAAACCAUUCAUCUCCUGACAAUCUCUGGCAGUGAAAAUUGGAGGAGGAAAUGAUGAGAACAUCGCAGAAGUUGUCAGACUUCGCUCUGGACCAUACGGGACCAUCCACGAUGUUGGUAGACCUGUGUGGUAGCACCGACUGAUCCUUAGAUGUCUGUUUCUACCAUUAGGUGUUUCUUCAGUCUUGGUACUGUUGAUCGCCAAUGAGCUCGAAAAUAGCGGCUUGUGACUGAGGAGGUUGUUGGACAAGCAGCCCACCAAGGUGAGCUUGAAGCAACCAGCCGUGAUGUUGACAUGCAGGGCCCUGCUUGUCACCGAGGCGCUGCUGUUCUACGCAGUCCUGAGUCACAGCUGGAGACCCUGCACAGACCUGCUGCCUCUUGACCUCCUGGCCAGGGUGUUGCCGCAACAAGGGCAAGCCACGUCCCCACAGGUGCAGUUGGUACAGUCCAGAGGGUCCAGAGGUCUUCGUUUGUCCAGUUCCAUGGCAACAUUGCUGAGUUUUCCUGCCUCUCAAAUCUUCAUCAACUGUGACUUCUUCCCUGCUGAGUUCUCAUUGGUCACUACUUUCAAGAUGCCGAGGCUGAGACAGAAGAGGAACGAGUAUAUCUUCUCUAUGGUGGGGGAGGAGGCGGAUUCACUGUUGCUGGGGUUACGUGUUUCACAGAACUGCAUCCAUUUAAUGGUCAAUCAUCCUAGCGCCGGGAGACGGAGCCGGCUGACCUUCAAGGAAGUGCGAUUGGACGAUAACCACUGGCACACGAUAGUGCUGGCCGUCACUGGACCGCACGCGGCUCUGACCAUCGACUGUGGACUGCCGCUGGAGCUUACACAUGUUCACCCCUUCCCUGCCGCCUUAAGCACCAGAGGGUCCAGGGUCUUCAUCGGUACCAGGAGGAGGAGAACGGGACGCUUCUCUGGUUUACUACGUCAGCUGGUUCUGCUGCCUGGUUCAGAUGCCACUUCUAGGCUGUGUCCGAGCUCAGACCCCCACCUGGCAGAGCUGGUUGUCCCCCAAGUCCUCAUGUCAACACCCAUCAGGUCAGACUGGCCCGGUCCAGUUUACCCUUACGAGGCGGAGGUGACGGUGACAGCAGGGAGUCGUCCGCCUUGUUCCCGUGCAGAAGAAGGUCAGCUGUGGUUUAAUGUUCCCAGGAAAAGUGUCCACAUGUGUGACGGCCUCAUGUGGAAAAGUCUUUUCGGUGGUUCCGAGCGUCUGGACUACUUGGAGGACUUCCAGGACUUGUACACAUUCUCCGAAACCUUCGACAUGGAAGUCUUCUCCAUACCAUCUGCAGGCCUCUUCAUGGCUGCUGCCAACAGGGACUCUGGGCCCGGCUCGGGUAUCUAUAGGUGGACCAACGGGUCUUUUGGGCUUCAUCAGAACAUCAGCACUCAGGAGGCUCGAGCUUGGAAACAUUUCACCAUAGACGGCCAGUCUUUCCUCGUGGUGGCAAACUCAAAGGAGGUGGAGCCGGAGCUGUCAGUCAUCUACCGGUGGAAUGGGCGGCGGCAGCGUUUUGUGCGCCAUCAAACGUUGGAGACUCAUGCCGCUGUGGACUGGGAGGCCUUUCACAUGCACAACCACAGCUUCCUGGUGGUAGCCAAUCACAGACGAGGUCAACAAGAAGUAGACGUGUCAUGUCAGAAUAUUGAAUUCUGUUGGCUGUCGAGCAAUGACAUGAAAACGAAUGUCUCCAUCCUGUGUGCAGCCAGAGACUCCAAUCACAACAUCAACAGUGUCAUCUACAGGUGGAACCAAAAGUCCAAGCUCUUUGAGGUCAACCAGACCCUGUCCACCUCUGGAGCAUACGACUGGGAGUUCUUUACCAUUGGACCAUACCACUUCCUCGUGGUCGCCAACACCUUCGAUGGUCAGACCACCGUCAUCUCCUCAACCAUUUACGUCUGGCUGAAUGGACGUUUCCGCACCUUCCAGAACAUCCCGACGCUGGGGGCGACAGACUGGGAGACGUUUGAGAUCGAUGGCAGGUUCUUUUUGGCUGUAGCCAAUAGUCAGAAGGUGUCCGAACGAGGCCCGAGUCUCUAUAGCAUCAACUCCACCGUGUAUGAGCUCAGCACCAUCAGCUGGACCUUCAUUCGCUUCCAAGACAUCCUAACCCACAGCGCCCUGGACUGGGAGUUCUUCACCGUGGGACAGGAGAAGUUUUUGGUGGUAGCCAACUCUCAUGAUGGAAGGUCAUACUCUGUGAAUAGUGUGGUCUACAGGUGGCAGGGCUAUGAGGGCUUUGUUCCUGUCCACAACCUGCCCACAUUCGGCUGCAGAGAUUGGGAACACUUCAGCACAGACAGAGGCUCCUUCCUGGUGUACUCCAGUGCCACCUCCAGACUCAGCAAGGUGUUCAAAUUCAGGACAUAUUGAUUGCCUCCUGCUCUUGAGAACUCGUUCCAGACCAUCCAUCCAUCUUCUACAGUUUAUCCUGUUCCGGGUUGUGGGUGACCUGGAGCUUAUCCCAGCUAACUGUGCUCCAAAGCCAGAUUACAUCCUGGAAAGGAUGUCAGUCAGUCACACGGCAUAUAGCGACAGACAACUAUUCACAACGGUCCCUGAAUCUGAGAGGGAAUCGAUCUUACUACACUAUCAGCGAGUUUUUCCAGACCUAAAAAUGGAAGCUCUCACUUGCAACCAACAUCAGCACUGACGUUAGCGCUUGCACAUACCUAAAACAUCACAGCUAAAGUGCGGAUAAUGCCUCUGCGUAGUCACUACGCCAUCUUGAUCCUUUUUAUAGCUCUUUGUCAGGGUUGAGUGCGCGAUGACGCCCAGUUACAUUACGAGCGGUCACAUUAACAGGCGGUAAAACACACAGCCGCACUAGCAUGCGCCGCUAAACUAAACUAACCCAACUGGCUUCCAUUCACGCUCCGUCAGAGAGGAGUUUUAAAGUUGUUUUGCCAACUUUUGCCGGUUGUUAAACGACAAACUUAUAACUAAGCUAACUGCUUGCUAGUAGCAUCAACAGCCAUCGCUAUUUGUAUCACAUACACACAAGUACUUUGAUAAAAGUACGGAGCUAGGAUGCCAAUGCUGCAUUCCAGGAAACUACCUCCCACUAGGAGUUUGAUGCCCUCAGGAAUACAGCAGAAGUGUGGUUCCAGGAAGCUGAUGCUGCCUUGUCUGCUGCUGGAGGGAAGCAGAAAAUAUCCUUUUUGAAGCUUCCAAGGUCCAAACGUAACGCUUUAGGGAUGGGAAUGCCGUCUCUUUGAAGAGACCAGGACCUUAUGGCUGAACUCACUAAAAAGAGACGGCUCUUUGGCUCCCAAGUGUCUUAUUUUUUUCUUCUUAAUUUAUUACCAGAAUAUUACUAAAGUUAUGUGUAAAAUCGAUUACUAAUGUACAAAACAUAUAAAUGUUUAUUAUUUAUAUAAAUA